AUGCACAGGCCACCGCGUCGUCUUGCGCCAACACCGGGGCACCAGAUAGCCGAACAAUCAUCACGCCCAAUUCCACCAUGCAUGAUUCAAGUUCAGCCGGUCACGGCCCGCAUGACGGUCAGCAACGAUUCUACGCUGAUGGCUUCCGUGACCGGUGAGCAGGACCACAAACCUCUGGCCACAACUGGUACGCCUAUCGCCACCUGCAUCGCCCUUUAUGACUUCAAGGGUCAUCUGCCGGGUGAUCUCUCACUAAAAGUAGGCGAGAAAGUGAACAUUCUCAAGGAAAAGGACGGCUGGUACGAGGGCGUGUCUUUGAGUACCCACCAGAGCGGCAUGUUUCCGGCAAAUUACGUGGAGAAAUUGCCCUCCACGGGGUUUUACUUGCUCGCCGUUUUUUUUCUAUUAAUGCCGCUUUCGACUGAGAAACAGUUGGAUGAAGUUAGAGAAGGGAAAGUUGGAAUAAUUAGAUAUGUCUACUACCGGUCGCCUCCGCCAUCCGUAGAGCGUGAGCACUACAGCAUUCCCAUGAUCUAG
Molecule: messenger RNA, 537 nt
Organism: Dibothriocephalus latus
Lineage: Eukaryota; Metazoa; Platyhelminthes; Cestoda; Diphyllobothriidea; Diphyllobothriidae
Source: the annotation of a GenBank genome assembly